Gavia stellata (red-throated loon) is the source of this 2560-nucleotide messenger RNA. RefSeq names its product eukaryotic translation initiation factor 4H (gene EIF4H). Gene Ontology annotation, molecular function: RNA binding. The transcript is spliced from 7 exons. NCBI's taxonomy places the organism in Eukaryota, Metazoa, Chordata, Aves, Gaviiformes, Gaviidae. Bases 17 to 784 code for a protein of 255 amino acids. The record is from RefSeq and is a predicted model, not a curated record.
GGAGGCUGAGGUGGCGAUGGCGGAUUUUGAUCCUUACGACGAUCGGGCCUACAGCAGCUUCGGCGGCGGCCGGGGGUCUCGUGGUGGCGGCCUUGGUUCCCGCAAACAGAAAGAGCUGCCAACAGAACCCCCUUUCACAGCAUAUGUGGGAAAUCUACCCUUCAACACUGUUCAAGGAGACAUAGAUGCCAUCUUCAAGGAUCUCAGUGUAAGGAGUGUACGACUAGUCAGAGACAAGGAAACAGACAAAUUUAAAGGAUUUUGUUACGUAGAGUUCGAUGAGGUGGAGUCACUCAAGGAAGCUCUUACGUAUGAUGGUGCACUUUUGGGUGACCGAUCACUCCGAGUGGACAUAGCAGAAGGCAGAAAACAGGAUAAAGGUGGCUUUGGCUUCAGAAAAGGUGGCGGGCCUGAUGACAGAGGAAUGGGAGGAGGUUCCCGAGAAUCCAGAGGAGGUGGAUGGGAUUCCAGAGAUGACUUCAAUUCUGGAUUCAAAGAUGAUGACUUCUUGGGAGGCCGGGGUAGAGGAACCCGCCCUGGAGACCGGCGACCACCAGGUGCCUCAAUGGGAAGCGGUGGCACUGGUCGUUUCAGAGAUGGGCCUCCCCUCCGUGGAUCUUCCAUGGACUUCAGAGAGCCAACAGAAGAGGAAAGAGCACAGCGACCCCGACUUCAGCUCAAACCUCGAACAGUUGCUACUCCCCUCAAUCAAGUAGCCAACCCAAACUCCGCUAUCUUUGGUGGAGCCAAGCCCCGAGAGGAAGUAGUAAAAGAGCACGACUGAGUUUGGGGUUGAGAGGGAAUGGGGAGGCGGGAGAAAAAGCAAGACAGUACAGAGUGACUAGCUCUGCUGGAAUGUCGACCCUGCAGUUUACCAUUCCUGCCAUCUGGCAUUUGUCCUCUUUGAAACCGAAAACACAGAGCUUGUGAAUGCAUGUCAGCUGUUAACAAGUGGUUUUUAGUACGUUCUUGGCUUUGCUGUAUCUAGUGCCUGCUUUGUGCUGAGUUUCCCUCUUCUGUUUCCUUCCAAGCAGCACAGUUGCCAGUAGAUAAGGCAGUGUAGCUGCUUCCACGAGUGUGGAGGUCUCUGGACAAAGGUGCUGCUUCAACUUCUUCCUUUCUGGGUUUGUUUUACUUUAGAAGCACAGGUUAGACUUAGUUAUUGCCCUGUAUUGUUUCCUUUUACUUCCUCAGUGCUCCUCUUCUGACCUGCAUGUCUUGUUCUGUAUUGCUGUGGCUCUGAAGAGGAAAACUGGAGAGUCCAGAUGAGUCGAACAGAGAAAUUCACAGUUCUAACCAAGUAGUGAAAUACCAUUUAUGACAAUUGGUGAUAGAGUUACUGUAUACAGCAGAGCCCCUUAUAAAACUAAGGGGGACAGCUGCCCUUUCACACAGCUUCCCAGGAAGUAUCCAUUUAAUAGAUGCAAAUAAAAUUGGCUGACAAGAAGCCUGGUGAAUAGGUAGUAGAAUCGGUAUGGAUAAAGCAUCUGCCAGCAGGCUCUUGCUGGUGGCUGUCUAUUGACUUCAAAAUGGUAUGAUACUACACCUCUGAGCUCAAGGUUAGUGCUGCAAAAGUGUGCCUCUUUGAGCACAGCUGCUCACUGGCUCUUUCUGCUUACAUUUUUUUUGGGGGUUUUACAUGUUUGGUAAAUUUUUAAACAAAGUUUCUACAAAUAAAAUUGACUUUUUAUUUUUGUUUAAGGAGUGUAUACUUUGCCAUGCAGUAUGUAAUCGCCAUUAUCCCCUGUAUUUCUUUGCCCAGUGGUGUACAGUUUUAAGACCUCGGCUUUCAGAAUACCUUGAGAACGGGCAGAUUAGAAAUCCUUCUGCUAUAGACUCUCUUCAUGUAGAAGUUUGGGUAAAAAGCAUUUCUAGUUUCUGCAUCUCUCUUCGCUUGAAAUGUUUCUUGCCAGUGUUGUUUGGGAGGAGGGAGCGGAGCGGGAGGCUGGAGUGAAAGGAAGAGAGAUCAUUAAUGUUUAAAACCAAAACCUGGAUCUGUAACACUGAAGUGUGGAUAUGUCCAAUGCAUGAGAAAAUCUUGGGCCCCUAAUGCUGGUGCUGACAGCUUUCCAGUAAAACAGCCGGCACACCAGAGUACUUGCAAGAGGAGUUUGGAAGCAUGGCCGCUUCACUACCGGCAGCACCGCUAGUAGCGAAUUUCCUCCCUGAAGUUACCUUUGUAAUGUCAGAGUCCCAGCAAUUUACAGAACUACUCUUUCCUUCCUUCUGCCUGUCACUUAAUCUGCUUCUGAGAUAAGAACCAUUUGUCUAACACUAAUACUUAAUUUAAGACAGACAUGCAUUUGUGUGGUUGUAUUCCAAACCAAUAAUUGACCUAUUUACAUCUUCAAUGUGGAAAAGAUUUUUAAGAACAAAUUCCCACAUAAAACCUCACCUCUAGUCAAGACAGUUGACUUUUAAAUGUAAAAAAAAAAAAAAAAAAAAAAGAAAAAAAGGAAAAGAAUUCCAAACACUUAACACAUUCUGCUUCAUAACAAAAUAAAUUUAUGGAUAUGGUAUUUUGUGAAUGAUCUUUUAAAUAAAAGAAAACAUUAAGUAA